Molecule: messenger RNA, 3593 nt
Organism: Glycine soja
Lineage: Eukaryota; Viridiplantae; Streptophyta; Magnoliopsida; Fabales; Fabaceae
Product: boron transporter 1-like
Exons: 12
Coding region: 1182-3344 (720 amino acids)
Biological process (GO): transmembrane transport; monoatomic ion homeostasis; monoatomic anion transport
Cellular component (GO): plasma membrane
Molecular function (GO): solute:inorganic anion antiporter activity
Source: RefSeq, a predicted model, not a curated record
ACUAUUGGUCUCAGCAUAACAACACUGUCACACAAAAAUCCUCUCGCAGCAGUAUUUGCAAUUGUCUUGUUUUCCUACCCUCGAAAUUUGUCAGUUCUUCUGUUUUGCCUUGUGUGUUUCUUUCAAUCUUGUCUAAGAUAGUGUCCACUGUUUGUGUAUCUCAGUGAUUAAAUGUAACUGCAAUCUCUUCUUCUUCUUUGUUGGUUUACUUCAGUCUGUUUCUGUUCCUUUUUCAAGGUUCCUUGCAGAAAAAUGUAAUUUUGGUUUCAGAUUAAGAUACCCUUUUUGCUUUUUAGUCAAUGCCCAAAUCCUUAAAAGUCCUCUGAACAUUCCCAUCAUGUUCUCGGUCAUGGAAUCUCGUUAAUCUAUAUGCCAGAUUCCCAUCUGGGUCCAACUACCUCAUCUUUGACCUUUCUGUUCUGUUGAUGAACAUUCUUCUCAGUGCUUCUAAAUUGUAGCAAAUGCAGAUUGUGAUGAUGGGUUUCCGUUAGUUGUGUUGGAUUGCCCUCCAUAGCUAUACAUUCAAAACUGAAUUUUGAUUAACCUUAGUUUUGAGUGUAUUAACUGUACCAUGUAACUGAAUGCUGCCAAUCUGCUUCUACUGUAUUGUUUCUGGGAGUUAGUUUGGCCUCUAUAGAUAGCAUAUGGAGGGUAAAGUAGAGAAAGGGGUGGUUUUGGAUCUAGGAUUUGUCAUGAGUGAGCGCUAGCCUUCAUUUUCAGCUUUGUGGAGAGUGUCUACUCUUCUCUAAGUGUUGACUUUAGCAUAAAUUCUGUAAUAUUCUUUGAGUUUCUCUUGAAUAUGUAAACCAAGUUCUUUUUGUUCAAUUAUUGACUUCUUUUGUUACUCAUAACAAUACACCCAAAAGUUGUUCAUAAAUUCUUUGAAAUGUAAAUUCUUCCACUGGAUUCAUUUAUUCAAUUUUCUUCAUUAAGGGCCUGAUGUACUAAAAAAUCAAAAAAUGAGUAUACCUUGUUCCACCUUUCUUGUUUUGGAUGAUAUGUAGGAUUCUGGUAUCCCUGCCCGGAGUUUUAUAGUGAUAUUUUCCUAUAUGCAGCUUUGAUCACUGUGUGAACCUCUAGAGCUCCUUUCAAGUACAUGUUUUUUGUUUCUUGUUCCUUUCUGUUACCCUUUAGAUCAAGAUUUAAGAUCAAUAUCAGUUCCUUUGUAUUGCAAGACUUUCAUGGAAGAAACAUUUGUUCCCUUACGUGGCAUUAAGAACGACCUCAAAGCAAGAAUUCCGUGCUAUAGACAAGAUUGGACUAGUGGAUUCCAAGCUGGAAUCAGGAUCCUUGCCCCAACUACAUACAUAUUUUUUGCUUCUGCAAUUCCUGUUAUUUCUUUUGGGGAGCAACUGGAGAGAAAUACUGAUGGAAGUCUCACUGCUGUGCAGACUCUUGCAUCAACUGCACUAUGCGGUAUUAUCCACUCAAUCAUUGGAGGGCAGCCUCUCCUCAUACUAGGUGUAGCUGAGCCAACAGUCCUGAUGUAUACAUUCAUGUAUAACUUUGCUAAGGAUCGCCAAGAUUUGGGACACAAACUAUUCCUACCUUGGACUGGAUGGGUCUGUGUUUGGACUGCCCUGUUGCUGUUCUUGCUGGCCGUUCUUGGUGCAUGCUCAAUAAUCAAUAGAUUCACACGCCUUGCUGGUGAAUUAUUUGGUCUGCUAAUUGCAAUGCUCUUUAUGCAGCAGGCUAUAAAGGGUCUUGUGGAAGAGUUUGGUGCACCCAAGAACCAGAGAGAAGGUACCAAUCAGAUUGCACUUCAAUCAUCUUGGCUAUUUGGCAAUGGAAUGUUUGCUUUAGUUUUGUCAUUUGGUCUUCUUUUUACUGGUCUUCAAAGCCGCAAGGCUAGAUCCUGGCGUUAUGGCUCAGGUUGGCUACGAGGAUUCAUAGCUGAUUAUGGAGUCCCACUAAUGGUCCUCAUAUGGACUGCCGUGUCUUACAUACCAGUCAAUGAGGUUCCAAGGGGAAUCCCUAGGCGACUUUUCAGUCCAAACCCAUGGUCUCCUGGUGCAUACUCAAAUUGGACUGUUGUCAAGGAAAUGUUGAAUGUGCCCCCCUUAUAUAUUGUUGGAGCAUUUAUACCAGCAACUAUGAUUGCUGUGCUUUACUACUUUGAUCACAGUGUUGCAUCACAACUUGCUCAGCAAAAGGAGUUCAAUCUAAGAAAACCCUCAUCUUAUCAUUAUGACUUGCUGCUCUUAGGAUUUUUGACCAUAUUGUGUGGACUUAUUGGAAUCCCUCCUUCCAAUGGUGUGAUUCCACAAUCUCCAAUGCAUACGAAGAGCUUGGCUACUCUAAAACAUCAGCUUUUACGGAAUAAGCUUGUAUCUACUGCACGAAAAAGCAUGCGGAGAAAUGUUAAUUUGAGCCAGUUAUACCAAAAUAUGAAAGAAGCAUAUGAUGAAAUUCAGACUCCAUUGGUUCCCCAAAUGCCAACUACAUUGGGGCUGAAAGAACUGAAGGAAUCUACUAUUGAACUGGCUUCAAGUCAAGGAUAUAUUGAUGCCCCUGUUGAUGAGGUUGUCUUUGAUGUGAAUAAGGAUGUGGAUGACCUUUUGCCAGUUGAAGUUAAAGAACAGCGCCUCAGCAAUCUACUGCAGGCAUUGAUGGUUGCGGCUUGUGUUGCUGCUAUGCCCGUUUUGAAGAAGAUACCAACUUCAGUGCUUUGGGGCUACUUUGCCUUCAUGGCCAUUGAAAGCUUGCCAGGAAAUCAAUUUUGGGAGAGAAUAUUGUAUCUUUUCACUGCUCCAAGUCGAAGAUACAUACUGUUGGAGGAAUACCAUGCCACCUUUGUUGAGACCGUGCCCUUCAAAACAAUUGCCAUGUUUACUGUGUUCCAGACAGUGUACUUGCUUCUCUGCUUCGGCAUAACCUGGAUACCAAUUGCUGGGGUUCUUUUCCCAUUGUUAAUCAUGCUUCUUGUCCCUGUACGGCAAUAUUUUCUUCCAAAGUUUUUCAAAGGUGCCCAUCUUCAAGAGCUGGAUGCAGCAGCAUACGAGGAAGCACCUGCUAUUGCUUUCAACAUGUCCUUUGAAGGUCCAAGUAGCCAGGCACCAACAAUCAAUAUCAGCGGUGGGGAAAUUCUUGAUGAAGUUAUUACGAGGAGUCGUGGUGAGUUUCGCCGCACUCAAAGCCCCAAAACAACAAGUUCAACUCCAACUUCAACAGGAGAUAUAAGACCAGCCAAUAGCCCUCAGUUAGCAAGGAGGAUUCCCAGCCCUCGAGUAACUGAAUUGAGAGGGGAAAGCAGCCUCAGACCAACCGGGAAGGAGAUCAAGUUAAUGCAAACACCUAGUCCACGGUCACCAGGUCUUGGAAAAGUUACCAAAGAUUUGCCUUGAACCUAUUGUUAGAAUUGAACUAAGUGGUGCUCUAGAGGUCAUGAACUUGGUUUUAUGAUAAAUUGUUGUAUUCUCAAUGUCUCCCUUUUCUUUAUACCAGUGUUUGUUGUUUGAUUGCAACAUUCUUAGCAAUAUAAAAUGGGCAGGGAUACUAUUGGAUGUUGUAGUAAUGUUGCUGUCUUGAAUUUUGGUUUGAUGUGGUUCAGGUGCUCUUAUAAAAUCAAUAAAGCGGUUUGCAAACUGGAAAAA